GCCUCCCCCUCACAUCUCAUCUGAUCCACAGACACGAUGCCGGAACCAGCGAAGGCUCCAGCGCCCAAGAAAGGCUCCAAGAAGGCGGUGGCGAAGGCCCCCGGUAAGGGCGGAAAGAAGAGGAGGAAGUCCAGGAAGGAGAGCUACGCCAUCUACGUGUACAAGGUGCUGAAGCAGGUGCACCCCGACACCGGCAUCUCCUCCAAGGCCAUGGGCAUCAUGAACUCCUUCGUGAGCGACAUCUUUGAGCGCAUCGCCGGGGAGGCCUCCCGCCUGGCUCACUACAACAAGCGCUCCACCAUCACCUCCCGGGAGAUCCAGACCGCCGUCCGCCUGCUGCUGCCCGGGGAGCUGGCCAAGCACGCCGUGUCCGAGGGCACCAAGGCCGUGACCAAGUACACCAGCUCCAAGUGAACUGCGGGGACCCGCUUCCACCCAACGGCUCUUUUAAGAGCCACCCACCGGCUGCCUGGAGACAAAAAGUCCUGAUGCUUCCAUGUUCACAUUCACACACACUCACUUCCUUGAGUUCCCAUGAGGCUCAUCAGAGCCGGGUGGAGGUUUCAGGUCCCACGAGUCACAUGGUUCAUAUGAAUCCUAAUGAGACUCAUCACGCAUCCAUAUGAUCAAAACAUCUAACUAGAACAGUUUAUUUGCAGCAGCUUCACCUGACACGUGUUCAAACUCUUAGCAGAUGAUUGAUCAGGUGUGAAGGAAGUGACGUUAACACUGACCGUUCAUUGUUGAUGAUUCAUACAAUAAUGAACUGGGACAUAUCGAUCAAUGUUCAUUAUUUUAUACUAUCUGUCAACGCAGUUGCACUUCCUGCCACUGACCAGAAAGCAUGGAACACACUUCCGUCCAUGUCCCGUGUGUUCACAUGGAGCAGCAGGGUCUAAUCCCUCAGCUGAUGUGUGUAUGGUUCUGUUUGACGAAGGGUCACACAGGGACACGAACACAGCUCCUAACAACUCAGCUGAGAGGACGUGCUGAAGCGACACGUGUUGACAUGCGUCACUUCACCAUGAGAAGGGAGACACUGAUGUGUUGUUACCGGGCUUCGUGUCUUUGAUGAGGAGAUUCUGCCAAACUGUGUUUUACCAGCAAUAUCCAAAUUUUGGAUCGAUAAAGAACACAUGUAUUCUUUUGUAUUUAGCUCAGAGAUAUGGCCUCUUAUAAGCCACUAAUAUAUAUUGUCUAAAUAUAUGUAUUAAUAACGUAACACAAGGUACAACUGUUUGUGUGACACUGAGCCGGGUCAAUCUGAACAUUAGAUCAAUAA
Messenger RNA from Platichthys flesus (European flounder), 1282 nucleotides. RefSeq names its product histone H2B 1/2-like. Gene Ontology annotation, molecular function: DNA binding; structural constituent of chromatin; protein heterodimerization activity. The transcript has a single exon. Gene Ontology annotation, cellular component: nucleosome. NCBI's taxonomy places the organism in Eukaryota, Metazoa, Chordata, Actinopteri, Pleuronectiformes, Pleuronectidae. The record is from RefSeq and is a predicted model, not a curated record. Bases 37 to 414 code for a protein of 125 amino acids.